AUGCCUCGACCGCGCGAGGCCAUCGUCUCGGCGGAUCGCCUGUUGCGAGAUAGCCGCUUCUCGGCCAGUGCUCGCCGGGCAAUCUUUCAAAAAAGGAAGGAUUACGCGUCAAAAGUUGCGUUGGCGUUCUUUUUGCAGACGUUGGCCCGCUUGGUGACUGAGCAUCGAGCCGGUCUUCUCCCUGACGACUUUAAUGCUGACGAAGCUAUCCUCUUCCUCUGCCUGGCGGCGACAAACAUGGUCAAGAAUGCAACUCGUGAAUUGGAGCGGCCGCCUGUUGAAAUUGCUGAGAAUGGAACUCCUCACGUGAACUUGGCUCGUUUUACAGAAACGGCAUGGGCACAAUGUUUUGGACUCACAAAUGUGGCGCAGUUUGAGCGACUAGCAGCCGCGCUGGCCCUCCAUAUCGACGAGCACCUGCCCGUCCCACUCCGGAAGGCCCUGCUCGCUUUCUUCGCUCUAUUCCACCGAUCGUCGCGCCUCAUCGACGCCAUCCACACCUUGGGAGUGUCCUGGACGGUACCCAAAAUGUCUCAAGUCAUAAAUCAGUUUGCGCUGGCCGUGGCGAAAAAGUUUCAGCGCCGGUUGGCCUUUGAUGCACGUUUCUUUCAACCGGACUGGACCAGAGCCGCUGUUGCUGCCGUGGCCGCAAAAGGAUCUCCAUUGCCAGGAAUUUGCGCCUUCAUUGACGGCACUGGUCAAAAUUUGGCGCGCCCUAAAGGAAAAGACAACCAGGCCGCCUUUUACUCUGGUAAAGACUCGAAGCACACCACUCGCUAUCAAGGUGUUGUGGCACCGAACGGUGUCCUCGGAGUGCCCGGCUAUUCGGAUGCUCACUUGGAUGUUGGUUGCCGGGACCUGGCUUACCUCAACAUGGCCACGGUCAAGGACGCAGCGACCCAGCGACCAGCGGAGAUCAUUGCCCUCCGCUCCAAGGCGGCACUGGACGACCUGAUGGCCAAGUGCGCGCUGGACCUGCAGCAGGCAUAUCUGGCCUCACGCGAGUGGGGCGUCAGCACAGUCUUGACCAUGCGGGGUCGAGACAAGUUGCGUCGCUUGAGCGACACGACCUUUGCCAUUGCGGUCGUGUCCAUGAUGGGUUUUGGCCUCCAUGAACUCAUCAACAUCAAGCCGACGGACAAGUGCCCGCUCUGCAGCAGCAAGACACCUCAGCCGCGACUGACCCGCGAGCACCUGCUGACCUGCCGUCCCAUCAAGCGACACAACGCCCUUCGCGACGAGAUGGGCCGCCUGCUCAGGUACGCCACCCUCUCCCAUGUCUGGGUGGAAAAGUCUGGCUACAACGCCAACGGUCAGAGCUGCCGCAUCGACCUGCACUGCCGCAACCCCUUUCCCGGCGGUGCUCUGGGCCCAGCUCUGCCCGACCUGGGCAUUGACGUGACUGUGCGCACAGCCCAACCCCCGACCACCUCGCAAGCCUGCAUCAAGGUGGGCGCUGCCCUUCGCCGAGCCGAAAAGGAGAAGCGCGACUACUACACCGCCGAAAAGGAGAAGCGCGACUACUACACCGGUUUCAACCAUGGAAAAACUCUGAUCGUCCCUGCGGCGAUGACGACAACCGGUGGGUUCGCCUCCUCCUUUGUGGAUCUGCUUGGUCAGCUCGCCCGCUGCGCCGAGGCCCGUGGUGUGUACCAGCCGGGGCUGGAUGAGGCCUUUGUUCCUCGAUGGAAGGGUCGCUUUGCGGCGCUGGUCCAUCAGAUGAACGCUGACCACAUCCAGCGCCACUUUGGCGGUGUCUGCCUGCGCUCGUCGUAG
This is a messenger RNA of Monosiga brevicollis MX1, 1776 nucleotides long. RefSeq lists its product as uncharacterized. Bases 1 to 1776 code for a protein of 591 amino acids. Gene Ontology annotation, biological process: endonucleolytic cleavage in ITS1 to separate SSU-rRNA from 5.8S rRNA and LSU-rRNA from tricistronic rRNA transcript (SSU-rRNA, 5.8S rRNA, LSU-rRNA); ribosome biogenesis; ribosomal large subunit biogenesis. Lineage: Eukaryota; Choanoflagellata; Craspedida; Salpingoecidae. Gene Ontology annotation, molecular function: protein binding. Gene Ontology annotation, cellular component: nucleus; preribosome, large subunit precursor; nucleolus. The record is from RefSeq and is a predicted model, not a curated record. The transcript is spliced from 5 exons.